CGGCUGUCCAGUGGCUGUGGAGGUACGCCAUGGUCGAAAUUAUGCAGAAAUUGCAGCACAAGGAGAGCUGUUCUCGUUUGGAAAAGAAGGUUAAUCUGUUGUUUUUUCUGCUUCGCGAUCCAACCUUUGCCAAGAAGUUGAAUCGUGAUAGGUCUGCCGAUGGCGAACUUUGUCGUCCUUGGGGAAUCUGUGUUGACUUACGCGGCCGAGUUUUGGUAGCUGACAGAAGCAACAAUCGCAUCCAGAUUUUCGACCGUGAUGGUGGUUUUCUUGCAAAAUUUGGUUGCGGUGGAACUCGCCCCGGACAGUUCGAUCGCCCUGCUGGAAUCACCGUCAAUACAAGAAAUAACAUAAUCGUGGCGGAUAAGGACAAUCACAGGAUUCAAGUUUUUGAUGAAAAUGGGAACUUUCUCUUGAAAUUUGGUGAAAGAGGCAGACCAAUCGGAAUGUUUAAUUAUCCAUGGGGAGUGGCAACAAAUAGUCAAAACCAUAUAGCAGUGUCAGAUACGAGAAAUCAUCGCGUACAAAUUUUCAACGAAAAUGGCCAGUUUAUUCGAAAAUGUGGCUUUGACACCGCCUUCUUCUACAAACAUCUUGACUCUCCGCGAGGCGUUUGCUACUUAUCUGAUGGUCAACUGCUCAUAACUGACUUCAACAAUCAUCGCUUGGCGGUACUUUCUUCACGUGACACUCCAGAAAUGAAGGUGUACGGUAGUGAGGGAAGUGUUGAAGGAAUGUUCUGUCGUCCUCAGGGAGUAAAGGUUGAUCCGGAAGGUCAUAUACUCAUCUGUGAUUCGCGAAAUAAUCGCAUACAGGUAUGAGA
This is a messenger RNA of Cylicostephanus goldi, 823 nucleotides long. NCBI's taxonomy places the organism in Eukaryota, Metazoa, Nematoda, Chromadorea, Rhabditida, Strongylidae. The record is from the annotation of a GenBank genome assembly.